Molecule: messenger RNA, 3231 nt
Organism: Trichobilharzia regenti
Lineage: Eukaryota; Metazoa; Platyhelminthes; Trematoda; Strigeidida; Schistosomatidae
Source: the annotation of a GenBank genome assembly
AUGGAUGUGAAUGAUGGUGAUGAAUAUGUUACACCUGAUGAAAAAGUUUUCCUAGAUGAUAAUUGCUUUAUUAAUAAUGAUGAAAUGAAUGAAGAAUUAGAAAGAACACUUGAAUUAGGUGAUGAUGAUGAAUUAAAUGAAAGUUCAAUAGAUCCAUGUACUACCUUAUCAUCCUUUAUUGAUAAAAGUUCAGAUGGUAUUCACUGUUCAAUUGUACAUGAAAGUCGUACUACUGGCAAUGAUGAAACUGAGCCUGAUAAUAUUAAUUUGACAUCAGUGAACUCAGAACAAGCUAGUGACUCCAACCUAUGCUCUACACCGAACAAAUCCGUUACUGUUGCUUCAGAUAAAAUUGCCGAGGAUACUUCUACUACAGUAAUGGCUCCUCCGAGUAAGUUAUCUAGGAAAGAAGGCAAAGAAGGUAAUGUAUCUACUGCAACAACAAAUACCAAUAUGAAGGAAAAGAAUUCUGUAAAGGCUAAAAAAAAGGGGAAAAUACUUCAGUGGAAUGAUGUUAUUCUUUCACGUAUUGCGGUUAGUCAGCCUGUGGAUGAUGAACGUCCGGACUACUAUAACUCUGAACUUUUAAAAGAUUUACAACCAGAGGAUUUUGAUUUCACUUUUGCUGCACGUAGUCAUUUUCCCUCCAGAGGUCAUCGUACUCUGUCAUCAGUUUUAGGCCUAGCUUCACGAAAUCACCCAUCUACUCUAUUGGCUCAUUUUGAUGCACCCCAACCUCAGUGUCAAGCUUGUGGUGUAACUGGUCAUCGAUGGACUCAGUGUCAAACUUCCAAUGACAAAUCUGUAUCAUUUUUAGCCUGGCGUAAACUUUCGAAUAAAACUGCUUGGCCACCUAAGCCUGAACAAAUAAAGGAUUUAACUAGUUGUCUUGAACGUCUAGAAAAAUAUCAUGAAGCUGAGGAAAAAAUUCAUGCUCGCAAAGUAUUUGUUCAAAAAAUUCAACAAGCCUUUGCUAUUCGCUUUCCUUCUGUACAACUUGAAUUAUUUGGUUCUUGUGCGAAUGGAUUCGAUCUACAAUCAAGUGAUUUAGACGUUUGUGUAUUCUUUCCGACUAAAUCACCUGAAUGGUUAGCUAUGCAAAAUGAAGAGACUACUGUUGAGAUGAUUAAGAAAUUUAGAAAUCAAUUAUUUCGGUGCUCAAAUCGACUACAACUCGUUCAAGUUCAACCGGUACUAAAAGCUCGUGUUCCAAUAUUGAAAGUUUCCUUUAGAAAUUCAUUUGAAGUGGACAUAAGCUUUUCUAAUUACCUCGCGCUUUCAAAUACACGAAUGUUGGCCUUUUACUGUGAACUUCAACCGAAACUUCGUAUCUUGGGGAUUGCUUUGAAAACUGUCACCAAAAUAACAAAAAUUGGGAAGGCAGCAGCUGGUGGAAUUUCUUCAUAUGCAUGUAUUAUCAUGAUUAUUCAUUACUUACAACAAAUUGGCCAAUUGCCUGUUUUACAAGAACUUUAUGAAGGACAAUCGAAACCUGUUACUCUUGUCAAUGGUUGGGAUGUUUGGUACCAGAAUGAUUUAUCAGUUAUUAAUCGUUUAUGGAAGCCAACUAAUCCAGAUCAACCAGUUGGUGAAUUGUGGUUAGGAUUUCUGCGUUAUUAUCUUUUUGAAUUUGAUCAUGAUGCAUAUGUUGUAACAAUUAGGCAAAAGAAAUUGCUGAUACGCUUUGUAAAGAUGUGGAAAUCUUUAUUCGCUAUUGAAGAUCCUUUCAAUCUGAACCAUAACCUUACAUCCGGUUUGAGUCAUUCAAUGCUUCUUUAUCUGCUUAAUGUGUUUCACACCGUUCUCGUUCAUCAUACAACCUUUUUACGAAAACAAAUGUCUAUGGGAGAAUGGUGCUACUCUUUAUUUUCACCGGAGUAUAUCGUUGUCGACAGAACUACACCAAAAGAUACACGUUGUUUUGUCUGUCAUCAACUUGGUCAUUGGGCAGCACAGUGUCGAAAAAAUAAAAAAGCAACAAAUGUAGAAAAUAAAGAUGAAAUGUCAAUAGUUGAUUCAUUAAUUGGUCAUUUUUUGGAUAGAAAUUCCACAUCAACUUCUGAGUCUUCAGAAAAACCAUUAAUGAGUGAUUCAGGUGACAGUCAUCAUAAUUCUCAUCGACCUCGUCAUAUUAAUUCAAAUAUUACUUCUUCACCUGGUAUAUUAUCUGCUAAUACUCCAAGACAAGGUAGGCCAGUUUUCAUGUCAUCUAACAAUUAUGGGAAUGUGUAUAAACCACAAAACAAUUAUUCAAGUCCUUCAGUGCAUAAUAAUUAUCAGCAUCGUGAACAACGUCCUACGUAUACGUAUGAACAAUCUUCGAAUCCAGUGAAUUAUAAUUCAAUGAAUGCCAUUUAUCCUCCACAACCUCCAGUAAAUCUUACACCUGGUCUUUUAGGCAAUGGCAGCAAAAUGGUUUAUCCUAUGCAGCAUAAUAGGUACUAUCAACAACAACAGCGGCCAUAUCAGCAUCCUACUCAUCAGUAUCCUCCACCGCUUACUUAUGUACCAUACAAUAGUUACACUUCACAAGGAAAUCAUCGUAUGAAUUACCUACCACACGAGCAGCAGAUUAGUAAUGCAAAUAAUGCAAAUUGGAUAUUAAAUCCAAUUGUUUGCCAACCACAAAUACUACUUGCCUCAACAGACAAUGCAAUUAAAACACCAGUUAAUAAUGAUAAUUCUAAACGAUCACCAUAUAAGCCUAAACAGAUGAAUGUCACCACUACUCAUCAGACUGAGAAUACGUCACAUACACCUAAUAAUCAUGAAUCGAAUUCUCAAAGUUCAAAGCAACCCGGUCAUCAUGGUGUAACAAAUUAUACUAUGCAUAAAAACGCUUCAUCAUCUUCAGGUAGUGAAGAGAAAUUCACUUCAAGUACAAAAAGAUCGCGUAACCAACAAAACAGACAGUUUACUUUUUCAUCAUCUUCGAAUGGAAAGCAAAAUUCUCAACGACUUUCAAAUAAUAUGUAUAAUGCAGAAAUUGAACCAUCAAAGCAGCCGUUGAAUAAUAAUAAUAAGUCUGUCUAUCCAAAUGAAACUCAAUUUACCAGAAACAAUCAUUCAUGGAAUUCGUACAAACCUAAUCCUAGUCCUAAAAAGAAUUACGAUUCUCAACGGUCUUACUAUUCUCGUGCAACUGGCUCUUCAAGACCAUAUGACCAUGACGUGGAUGCAAGUUUAAGUGAACGUUUACACAAUAUGAAUGCUACACAUCCAUCAAACUGA